Messenger RNA from Mercurialis annua (annual mercury), 2482 nucleotides. Its product is annotated as G-type lectin S-receptor-like serine/threonine-protein kinase At4g27290. Gene Ontology annotation, molecular function: protein serine/threonine kinase activity; ATP binding. The transcript has 7 exons. Gene Ontology annotation, biological process: recognition of pollen; protein phosphorylation. The record is from RefSeq and is a predicted model, not a curated record. The coding region runs from base 9 to 2402 and encodes 797 amino acids. Lineage: Eukaryota; Viridiplantae; Streptophyta; Magnoliopsida; Malpighiales; Euphorbiaceae.
GGAACUUCAUGAAAAUGGAAAUCUCAUCUUUUCUUCUCUUCCUCUUCUCACUCAUCUCCAUCUUCAUAACAUCAAAAGCCAUUGACACAAUCUCUGCAACUCAAUCUAUUAGAAAUGGUGGUGAGACUAUAGUUUCAGCUGGUGGCGCCUUUGAGUUGGGAUUUAUCAGCAUUAAUUCUAAUACAUAUUUGGCUGUUUGGUUCAAGAAAAUAUCUCAUGGAACUGUAAUCUGGGUUGCUAAUAGAGAAACUCCACUCUCCAAUUCAUCAGGAAUUUUGGAAUUUAAUAGCAGAGGAAAUCUUAUUCUUCUGAAUCAAGAAAACUUGACCAUAUGGUCUACUAAUACAUCAAGAACUGUGCAGAAUCCGGUCGCGCAGCUUCUUGAUUCAGGAAAUUUCGUUAUUCGAAACGAAAACGAUGUCAACCCGGAAAAUUACUUGUGGCAAAGUUUUCAUCAUCCUGACAAAACAUUUAUGCCUGGAAUGAAAAUCGGAAGACUGGCAGGAGGCCGUGAUGUUCGUUUAUCGUCAUGGAAGAGCGAAGAUGAUCCUUCUAAAGGUGAAUUCACUUUUCAUCUGGAUUCCUCCCGUGUUCAGACUGUGAUCGACAAGAAUUCAGUUACCACGGCUCGGUCAGGACCUUGGAAUGGUAUCGGCCAGAGUGGGUUACCAUUCAUAAGACCAAAUCCAAUUUUCAAUUUUUCGUUUAUUGUCGGUGAAAACGGAAGUUACUAUACUUUCGAGCUUAUCGACAAAUCUGUUUUUACAAGAAAUAUUCUGACAGAGAAUGGUAUAUUGAAUCGGUAUGCAUGGAUAGAUCGGACCCAGCAGUGGCAGCAUAUCUCGUCUGCACCGGCAGAUAAUUGUGACACCUAUGAUCUGUGUGGUGCUCAUGGCAGUUGUGACAUAACCAAAACGCCUGUGUGUUCGUGCUUGAAUAAAUUUGUGCCAAAAUUAAAAAAUACUUGGAAUGCAGCAGAUUGGACAGGCGGAUGUGUUCGAAGGACGCCAUUGGAUUGCGAGAAAGGUGACGGGUUUGUUAAGUAUCCGAAUGUUAAAUUGCCUGAUUUUUACUCAAUUGUUUCAAGCUUGACGUUGAAGGAAUGUGAGGUGAUGUGCUUGAAAAAUUGUUCUUGUAUGGCUUAUGCCAGUUCGGACCUCAGAAAUGGAAGAGGCUGCUUCUUUUGGUUCGGACAACUUAUCGACAUCAAACAAUUCAACGAAGAUGGCGGGCAAGAUCUUUACAUUAGGUUGGCUUCUUCAGAAUUAGAUACGAGAUCCAGGCGUAGGAUUAUUGCAGGGACCGUAGCAGGCUUGGCAUCAGUUCUACUUAUCGCUAUUUUGUGUAUAGGUUUACGCAUAAGGAAUAAAAAGAGAAAACAGAAGCAAAAUGCACAUGGAAAAUGGGAAAAUGAUCUAGACCUUCCCCAUUUUGAUAUAAGCAUAAUAUCAAAAGCUACCAAUAACUUCUCAUUCGACAAUAGGCUCGGAGAGGGCGGCUUUGGGCCCGUCUACAAGGGCACGCUUGAAGAUGGGCAAGAAGUUGCUGUUAAGAGGCUGUCGACAGAAUCUAGACAAGGGCUUGACGAGUUCAUGAACGAAGUUAAAUGCAUUGCCAAACUUCAGCAUAGAAACCUGGUCAAGCUAAUCGGAUACUGCGUUGACCUUGAUGAAAAGUUGUUGAUCUAUGAAUACAUGCCUCAUAAAAGCCUUGACUGCUACAUUUUUGAUGAAGACCGAAGAAAGCUACUGGAUUGGAAAAUGAGGUUACAAAUUAUCAAUGGCAUUUCACGGGGACUUCUAUAUCUUCAUCAAGAUUCUAGAUUAAGAAUUAUUCAUAGAGAUCUUAAAUUAAGCAACAUUUUACUAGAUAAUGAGAUGAACCCAAAAAUCUCGGAUUUCGGCAUGGCUAGAAGUUUUUGGGAUAAUGAAACUGCAGCAAAUACAAAACGAGUAGUUGGAACAUAUGGUUACAUGUCACCAGAGUAUAUUAUUGACGGAUUAUUCUCCGUAAAAUCUGAUGUAUUUAGCUUUGGCGUGUUGCUGUUGGAGAUCAUCAGUGGGGAGAGAAACAGAGGAUUUACUCAUUCAGACCAUCAACUUAACCUUCUUGGACAUGCAUGGAGGGUGUUCAUGGAAGGGAGAUAUACAAAGUUUAUAGAUGAAUUAAUUGCGGAAUCUUGCAAUUUAUCACAAGUACUAAGAACAAUUCAUGUUGGUCUAUUAUGUGUUCAACACGAUCCAGAUGAUAGACCAAGCAUGUCAUCUGUGGUUUUAAUGUUGAGCAGUGAAGGUCCAUUGCCUGAGCCUAAAGAACCCGGAUUUUUCACUGAAAGAAAAUUGUCUGAACAAAAAUCAUGUUCUGUGAAUGGACUCACAAUUUCAGCAAUUGAUGUAAGAUGAAAGUUGUAUUUAUGUUCAUAACCCCUUCAGUGAUUCAAUUAAUAUUAAAAUUCAUUUGUUACAAGGCAGAGGAUUUCUGU